AUGGCCACGAAUGAACCGCAGCAACAACUUUACCACCCGAGGACAAUGAUUCAAAAACAAAGAGACUCGGAAUACACCAUAAGGGUUGAUGUGCCCCCUACCACUUUUCUUGAUGCAGACUUCAUAGAAACCAGGGGGACGGGCCUUGGGAAACAACGGGAUAGUACUAACACCAAUCUAUCCGUAUCGACGGCAAUAUUGGGCACAGAAUCCCAUCCAGAUGGACCGAAAUCAUCCGUUUCCUCCUUCGGUUCAAGGUCGGGCAUAGCCCCGAGCUUCACCAGCACCGCCCCGUCUGAAGCGAGCAACAAUCAUGAUGGCGGCGACGAACCCCCAAGCUUGCAGUACAGAAUUAGGAAAGCCAGGAAACGAUGCCUAGAAUGGAUAAAUCGUUCAGAGGAGGAAACCUUCUUACCUGACGAUGAGAUCCAGAGCCUCAUUUGUGCCGCGACAAUUCGAGAGGAACUUGCCGAACAUGGCUACAUGGAGGAUAUUGUUUCGCACAUUGUCCCGGACCGGAGGAAGCUCUUUGCCAUUUUGACACUCAUUGGUAAGGCCUAUUUCAUUAUCAAACUAAUCGAGGAGGGUAUCGACGACCACCACCUCCCCUUUGCGGUGGGCCCUUGCAAAGGCUCCCAGCCAUACAUGUAUAUGGUAAGAGAGGACACUGGAGCGCACGAAACGAAUGGGAUACAAGCUUUCACACCACCCUUUGACAAGGGCUUUCGUUGGAAGUCGCACGACAGCGAGGCAUUUGUUAGAAACCAGUGGAAGCUGCUGGCGCCGCACUUCAACAUGUUGUGCGCUUCCCAUGACGACUCUGUAAACGCCGGAGGACCCCCCCAUUACGAAUUUAAGCCCCAAGAAAUACUACCUUUUACCGAGCCCAACGAGGAAUGGGAACCCGUCGAGCAGCCUGGAGGUUUUUCCGUGGUGAAAAAGGUGCACAUCCACCCGGCCCAUCGAAGCCACUGUCGAGUCGAUAGUUGUCGCGUUGCGUCUCUCAAGGCCAACUAUGCCGUGAAGUCCAUCCACCAGAACUGUAAUCCGUCCGACAUACAAAGGGAGAUCAGCAACCUGAAGCGUUUCGACGGGAAGGAACACCGUGACCGCCUCGUCCAACUCCUAUGCACGUUCAAAUACGCCAACCAGUACCAUCUAAUCUUCUCUUGGGCCGACGGCGGCAACCUGGCAGACCUUUGGCAGAACCACUUCCCGGAUAUCCACAACCAAGCGCGUAGCUACGACCUCGCCAGGUGGAUUGCCCGCGAGAGUCUGGGCAUUUCCCAGGGGCUGCAUCUCAUCCACCACCCCGGCCCGUCUUCCACAACCGACGAACGCACCGAAGGCCGACACGGCGACAUCAAACCAGAAAACAUUCUCUGGUUCCGCAACGACAACAACAGCGACAACAACAACCACCGAGGCACGCUCAAGAUCUCCGACUUCGGCCUGACCGACUACCACCGCAAGACGAGCGUAUCACGAGUCCGGGCGGACAGCAUCGGACAGACGCAGACGUACCGGCCGCCCGAGUGUGAGAUACCGGGGGGGUAUGUGUCGCCAUCGUACGAUACAUGGUCGCUAGGCUGUGUGCUGCUGCAGUUUGUCACGUGGUACGUCGAGGGCUGGGAGGGGGUCGACGAGUUCUCUAAGCGCCGCGCUGAGGCGUCCCCGCCGCGCAGGGUGAGGGAUGAGGACGUUGUGGGGGAUCUGUUUUAUGCGUUGGCGACGCCGCCGACGGAGAAUACGGCGGUUAAGAAGGCUCCGGAAGCAUGA
Molecule: messenger RNA, 1779 nt
Organism: Chaetomium globosum CBS 148.51
Lineage: Eukaryota; Fungi; Ascomycota; Sordariomycetes; Sordariales; Chaetomiaceae
Exons: 4
Coding region: 1-1779 (592 amino acids)
Biological process (GO): peptidyl-threonine phosphorylation; peptidyl-serine phosphorylation
Molecular function (GO): ATP binding; protein serine/threonine kinase activity
Source: RefSeq, a predicted model, not a curated record